Cygnus atratus (black swan) is the source of this 1635-nucleotide messenger RNA. RefSeq names its product cannabinoid receptor 1 (gene CNR1). NCBI's taxonomy places the organism in Eukaryota, Metazoa, Chordata, Aves, Anseriformes, Anatidae. The transcript has 2 exons. Gene Ontology annotation, molecular function: cannabinoid receptor activity. Gene Ontology annotation, cellular component: membrane. The record is from RefSeq and is a predicted model, not a curated record. Bases 214 to 1635 code for a protein of 473 amino acids. Gene Ontology annotation, biological process: G protein-coupled receptor signaling pathway.
AUGGCUUUCAUGUUCCCCUCAACAUUUUUUUUUCUUGCUUGAUGUUAUUGAGUCUUAGAGUGCCAUUUCUCAGGCUCUGUAUUUCUUUCUCUGAGGCGUAGAAACCUUGCUCUGUCCUCGAAGCAGUAUUGUUCCUCCUUAUAUGGGUUAAGGACUUCCUCAGAUGUGUUUUUCCCUCCUCCAAGUCUCUUUGAAACCAGCAAGACUGGGGUUAUGAAGUCAAUCCUAGAUGGCCUCGCAGAUACAACUUUCCGAACAAUUACAACAGAUCUCCUUUACGUGGGCUCCAACGAUAUCCAGUACGAAGACAUGAAAGGCGACAUGGCAUCCAAGCUGGGAUACUACCCCCAGAAGUUCCCCCUCUCCUCCUUCAGGGGUGAUCCUUUCCAAGAAAAAAUGACUGCGGGAGAUGAUCCCCUGCUGAGCAUUAUUCCCUCAGACCAGAUCAAUAUCACAGAGUUUUACAACAAGUCCUUGUCCACGUUUAAGGAUAAUGAGGAGAACAUACAGUGUGGGGAGAACUUCAUGGAUAUGGAGUGCUUUAUGAUCCUGAACCCCAGCCAGCAGCUGGCCAUCGCCGUUCUGUCGCUCACCCUGGGUACCUUCACGGUCCUCGAGAACCUCCUGGUCCUGUGUGUCAUCCUCCACUCCCGAAGCCUCCGGUGUAGGCCCUCCUACCACUUCAUCGGCAGCCUGGCUGUGGCCGACCUCCUGGGCAGCGUGAUUUUUGUCUACAGUUUUGUUGAUUUCCAUGUUUUCCACCGGAAGGACAGCCCGAACGUCUUCUUGUUCAAACUGGGUGGAGUUACAGCCUCCUUCACCGCCUCCGUAGGUAGCCUUUUCCUCACGGCAAUAGACCGGUACAUCUCUAUACACAGGCCACUCGCUUACAAAAGGAUUGUUACCCGACCAAAGGCUGUCGUAGCGUUUUGUGUGAUGUGGACCAUCGCCAUCGUAAUAGCCGUUCUUCCCCUGCUCGGCUGGAACUGCAAAAAGCUCAACUCCGUGUGUUCAGACAUAUUCCCUCUCAUCGACGAGACGUACCUGAUGUUCUGGAUCGGGGUCACCAGCGUCCUCUUGCUGUUCAUUGUCUAUGCCUACAUGUACAUACUGUGGAAGGCGCACAGCCACGCUGUUCGCAUGAUUCAGCGUGGCACGCAGAAAAGCAUAAUCAUUCAGACUACGGAGGAUGGUAAAGUACAGAUCACUAGGCCUGAUCAAACUCGUAUGGACAUCAGGUUAGCCAAAACCUUGGUCCUUAUUCUAGUCGUUUUAAUCAUAUGCUGGGGCCCUCUCCUCGCCAUAAUGGUGUACGAUGUCUUUGGGAAAAUGAACAAGCUCAUCAAGACUGUCUUUGCCUUCUGUAGCAUGCUCUGUCUGCUGAAUUCGACAGUGAAUCCCAUCAUCUACGCUCUGAGGAGCAAGGACUUACGACAUGCCUUCCGCAGCAUGUUCCCCACCUGCGAAGGGACUGCACAGCCUCUGGAUAACAGCAUGGAGUCUGACUGCCAGCACAAACACGCCAACAACACGGGGAACGUGCACAGGGCUGCCGAGAGCUGCAUUAAGAGCACAGUUAAGAUUGCCAAAGUGACCAUGUCUGUCUCCACAGACACGACUGCUGAAGCAUUGUAA